Molecule: messenger RNA, 6794 nt
Organism: Acanthopagrus latus (yellowfin seabream)
Lineage: Eukaryota; Metazoa; Chordata; Actinopteri; Spariformes; Sparidae
Product: semaphorin-6B-like
Exons: 17
Coding region: 751-3450 (899 amino acids)
Biological process (GO): negative regulation of axon extension involved in axon guidance; positive regulation of cell migration; axon guidance
Molecular function (GO): chemorepellent activity; semaphorin receptor binding
Source: RefSeq, a predicted model, not a curated record
UGAAUUAUGGGCCCCUGCUGUCAGUGUGACUGCUCCGCGUUGGACAUUUCACCUCGACACUGUAAAUUCAAAAAGGAGGGAUUACAUUCUGCUGACUGCUCAUUUCAGGGCUGAAGCCUGAGCCCACCGGCCGGUCCCCUCCUGACAGACACAAGACUUGACACAGUCCGCAACUGCAGGAUUUGGGAUUUCAUUUCAUUCUUCUCUCCUUCUUCUUUAUGCGUGCGAGGUUGUGAGCAAGGCUUCGUCUCCUGGAUCUCACAGAGAAUCUCCCUUUCUUUUUUUUUUUACGCAUCCAUAUUACGGACUCUUUCUCUCCAGCGGAAGAGAGAAGAGGGGAGAGAGGAGAGGAGAGGAGAGGAAGAAAAAAAAACGCGUUUUGUAGUUGGCUGGGCGGUUUUUUUCUUUUUCUUUUUUUCUUUCUUUCUUUUUUCUUUUUUUGGACGCGCUCGGUAAACGGUGAUGCUCCGGCGGCGGCGACGCGCAGGAACCGUAGAGGGGAAGAGACAGGUGAGGUGCGGCUGAGGAGCUGCUGUUGUUCCAGGAGACAGAGACAGAGAGAGAGAGAGAGAGAGAGAGGAAGAGACAGACAGGCAAGAGAGGCUCUGGAUAACCGAGAGCCGUGCGAUCCAUCACCCCCCGUUUUCCACCACAGAGAGGAGGAAGAAGGGCGAGCGGAGGGAGAGAGAGGGGCGAGCUGGCGACUGGCACCUGCGUCCGCCUCCCUAUACCUGGCCAUCUGGUGCGUGCAUGUGUGUUGCUGCCAUGGGGACCGUGGCUCCUCCCCUCGCAUUUCUCCUCCUGCUGCUUCAACUGGCUGAUGGCUCAUUCCCCGAGGAACCCAGUCCUCUCAGCUACGUCCCCGUAGAGGUUGUGCGGAGGUAUCCGGUGUUCCUGGGCAGAGCUCAUCGUUCAGCUCAGAGACAGGAGCUGCACAUCCAGACGGUCCUCCAAGUCAACCGCACGCUCUACAUAGGAGCCAGAGAUGACUUGUACAGAGUGGAGCUGGAUAACAUGGCAGGUGAUGAGAUGUUCUACAGCAAGAAACGGACGUGGGAAUCCAAUAAAAACGACAUCCGAGUGUGCAGGAUGAAGGGCAAACACGAGGGAGAGUGCCGUAAUUUCAUCAAGGUUCUGCUCAGCCAGCACGGUGGUCUGUUUGUAUGUGGAACAAACGCCUUCAACCCGCUCUGUGCCAACUACACCAGAGACACUCUAGAAAUGGUGGGAGAGCCUGUCAGCGGGAUGGCACGCUGCCCGUAUGAUCCCCGCCAUGCCAACGUGGCUUUAUUUGCAGAUGGAAGUCUCUUUACCGGCACCGUGACAGACUUCCUGGCCAUCGACGCCGUGAUCUAUCGCAGCCUCGGCGACAGCCCCGCCCUCCGCACGGUCAAACACGACUCCAAAUGGUUCAGAGAGCCGUACUUUGUGAGCUCCAUGGAGUGGGGGCCUCAUAUUUAUUUCUUCUUCAGAGAGAUGGCCAUGGAGUUUCAUCAUCUAGAGAAGGUGAUGGUGUCCCGCGUGGCCCGUGUGUGCAAAGCGGACCUGGGCGGCUCUCAGCGCGUCCUCGAGAAACAGUGGACCACGUUCCUCAAGGCGAGGCUCAACUGUUCAGUCCCGGGCGACUCACACUUUUACUUCAACCUCUUACACGCCACGAGCGGCAUCAUCCACAUGCAGGGACGGGACGUCAUCCUCGGCCUCUUCUCCACGCCACCCAACAGCAUCCCCGGCUCUGCGGUGUGUGUGUUCGACAUGCAACAGCUCGCUCAUGUCUUCGAGGGUCGGUUUAAAGAGCAGAAAUCCCCCGAGUCCAUUUGGACUCCCGUACCGGACGAGGCAGUGCCUAAACCGAGACCGGGUGGAUGUGCAGUGCAGGGAUCCAGAUUUAGCUCCUCUACCACACUGCCGGACGAGGUGCUGAACUUUGUGAAGACCCACCCGCUGAUGGAUGAGACCGUUCCACUACUGGGCCACAGACCCUGGGUGGUCAAGACUAUGGGACGGUACCAGCUGACAGCCAUGGUGGUGGACACAGAAGCCGGUCCUCAUAAGAACCGCACGGUGUUGUUCCUGGGCUCAACUCGCGGAACCAUCCUCAAGUUUCUAAUGGUUCCCAGUGGAGAUUCUGUCUCCCACAGCAGCGUGUUUCUGGAGGAGGUGGAAGGAUUCAACCCAGAGAAGUGUGGCGAGGACUCUCCUCAGGCCCGUCAGCUCUUGUCUCUGUCGCUGGACCGGACCAGCCACACUCUGCUGCUGGCCUUCCCCUCCUGCCUGGUCCGAGUGCCCACAUCUCGCUGCCACCUUCACUCUCGCUGCAUGAAGAGUUGUCUUGCCUCCAGGGACCCGUACUGUGGCUGGACCAGAGGCAGCACCUGCUCCUUCCUCAGACCAGGCACACGGCUGCCCUUUCAACAAGACGUGGAAUAUGGAAACACCACCUCCCAUCUAGGAGACUGUGACGGAAUCCUGCAGCAGAGUUUGCUGAUUGAGCCGGAGAGUUUGGUCUCCCUCAACCUGCUGGUGGCGUCUGCGGUGUCUGCGUUCACCAUCGGGGCGGCGCUCUCCGGCCUCGCCGUCUGCUGGAUCAUGGCCCACAAGCCGACCAACCGUCGCCAUGCUAACACCGCCCAGUCCGCCAUCCAGCGGCGGGAGAGAGGCUUGCUGAGUAACGGCGGCGGGAUGGGAGGCUCCGUGCUCAGCGUGACGCGGCAGGGAGGAGGGGAGCGCCCCUGCACUCAGAGUGGGGAGACCCUAUUUGUCAUGCCUAACGGCUGGGUGAAGUCCGGAGAGCUCGACCCGGGUUUCCUCCCCACCCCGGAGCACACACCCCAGCAGAAACGCAGAGGCCUCCGACUGUCUGACUCCAACUCCGGAGGGUGGGACACCAGCCAGACGUACCUCGGGGGAGGCUCCGUGGGUCUGGGUUCACCCUGCCGCAUACCCCCCUCAGUCUACCUGACCACCAGACUCUUCCAGCAGGGGGGAGGCGGGAGACACGGCGGUGAGGGCCGGGGGAACGACACGCCACGCCAGCACUAUGUCUGCCUGAGCAAGCAAGAAAAGGGAAUGAAGGGGACGCCCAAGGCCCCUCUCAGGAAGUCUGCAGGAGAGUAUGUUUACCCCAUGACCCCCCAGGACUCUCCUGAGCGCCGGAGGGUGGUCUCAGCCCCCAGCGCCCCCAUGGAGUACGGCGAGCCACUGCCUUUGCGCUGGCCAGCCCCGGAAGGAUACAUCCUCAGCAGCCACGGCAUGGUGCCCGUCCCCCUGCCUCCACCCUCCAUGCCCGCUCCCAGUGGCCAAUCUUACGUGUCCCAGCAACACACCCCCGGGCUGACCAGGGCUCUGCUGAGAGGGGCCCUGGAGCGAGGGGAGCUGGGCGAGCUGGUGGAUCUCAGCCAGCUGAUGAGUAAGAAGAACUGCAGUGACAGGACUCAGACGGGCCAGUGACUCUGGAGGAAAUGAAGGAGACGGGAGCUUUUCCAUGUUUGUUUACACAGGUCUCUCUUUUCUCUUUCCUCCUGAUUCUGCCUACCCCCCCCCCCAUCCCCUCCCCUCCCCUCCCUUCCCUCCUCUUCACCCCUCCAUCUUUGUUUGUCAUUCAGCCGCUCUGAUCUCCUCUGUCAGUCCCUCAGGCAAACUCCCACUUUCACCCCACGACGAGUCUCUCCUUAUGACUGGCUGCUGGCUCUGCCACUCAUAUCCCGGCUCACGCUAAUUGGUCAGAUGGACUGAGGUUGUUGCUGUGUCUGCAUUGCAGAGUUGCCUCUCCCUCCUGCUACUGAGCGGCAGCAGGAAGAGGGAGGAGAGAGGAUGGAGGGGGCAGACAGAGAGAAAGAAAUAAAGAAAGAGAGGAAGAAAGAAAUAAAGAAAGGAAGGAAGACAGAGUGAGCAGAGAGGUUGUGGAUGGAGUCAGAGAUGGACACGGCUCUUAAAGGCUGCCUCCUCUUCACAGAUAAACGGAGGCUGCAGAGACAGUCAAACACUGCUGCAGGAGUGGGAUGCUUCUCCCCUCUUGAAAAACAUUAACAAGACUGCCACCCAUCUGUUCUCCACUAUAUUACCUGUUGGUCUGAUUGCCAACAAGGUACUUGAAGUGAAAUUGCAAAUUUUGAACGGCAUAAAAGUGUGUGUGUCGCUGUAGGUGACUCAUCAGACAAGUCGUUCUGACUGUAAACACAAAUCUUAAGGAUGACGAGGAAACACAAAAUCCCCCCCCCCCAGUCCUCUUUUCCUCUCUCCUCAGUGGAUGCACACAUGUUUCUGUACAGGUGACGGAGGUAUUUAGUAUUCUAUGUGUACGAGAAGCGUGUGCCAAACGCCUCUAACCUGUCUCGUAGGGAUAUGGGACCAUAACUCACGUCUUCAGAGAGCAGGAGUGCAGGACUGAAAUGUCAGCACUAUUUCUGCCAGCCGCACGCUCUCUGGAAUGACGGCAUCCAAAGCCGUCCAUCGCUCUCUCUAUCCGUUUGCCUCCUCGCACUCCAUGUACUCUUUAGUGACCAAUCGCUCCACGUGGGGCGACUGCACCAGAGCACCGGACCGACACUGCAGGACAGAUAGGAAGCAGAGGGGAAUGUUUCGGAGAAUGCACUGCAAUAUAUAACGAACACCUUGUCCUUCACUGUCACCUUAGGGUGUUCCCACACACACACACACACAUGUUCAUUAAUGCUGCAUUAGAGAACACAGUUUGGUUUUAUUGGGCAAAAUUUCCCCUUAAGCCAACAGUGGGUCAAGGUCCCGCAGACGUGAUACAGAACAAAGUGGCAGUUACAGCGGUGAUGAUUUAAAACUCUGGUUUAACUCAUAGCCAGUGGGGCUAAUGGAAAUGUUCCCAGCAGGCAAAUGGGACCAUAUAUUCAGCCCAUCAAAGUGUCCGCUGCCGUGAAGCGGUCGGCGUUUAGAUCAACACAACACGGUUUUGAGUGUGUUAGCGAGGAGGAGGUGGAGGUGAUAAGAUAAAAAAAGAGACGAGAGGAAGAAGACAAGGAAGACUCGGUUGAAAUGAGGUGCAACAACAACGACGACAACAGAAAGUAGUGAGCAGACGACUUGAUCUUCGCUCUCAGUCGCAGUCAGGAGACGACAAUAUGAAUGCUGGUUUUGCUCUGACCUUGUAGUGAGCAGCAAUAUAUGGUUCAUCUGUACAUAGUAAACUUUAAUUUAGAUAAAAAUGAUAAUGUAAAACAAACACACACACACAAAAAAAUGAUGUCAGGCGCUAGCUUGCAAACAAAAACAAAAACACACACUCAUCAUGCCAUUAUAACUAUUAGUGUAUGAAAAAGCCGUUUUCAUAUCGACCUGCUCUGAGCAUCACCAGUGUCUUCUCUUUUUUUUAAAACAUCUGUGUGCCAAAACCAAGUCAUGAAUGAUUUCCUGAUGCCUGAUGAUAACUGAAGCAAAAAAAAAAAAAGAAACAACAACAACAACGGAGAGAAAACUUGUUUCAAAGUGCCAUGACGACCAUUUCAGCCCGCAGUGCGCCUCAGACACACUGCGGCGUGGGACAGCUCACGUAUCGCAGUACACUUGUGACGUGUAUGCCUUCGACACAACUUGCUGAAUGUUUCAUUUUUUUUACUUAGGUGUCGGCUUGUACUGUUGAUUUUUAAUUUCCUUUUUUGGUUUCCAGCUCCCGAAAGUGUUCGAGGGUCUGUUUAUAAACUCCUUUGACGCGUCACGCCAUACUUAUAUACUGUAAAUAUGUAAGAAUGAAUACAGACACUUGGUCACACCCCUUUAUGAUUAUAAUGUAAUGUAUUCACUGAUGCCAUGACAUGAACUGUGUCCUCAUAUGUAAUAAUAAUAAUAAUAAUAAUAAUAAUAAUAAUAAUAAUAAUAAUAAUAAUAAUAAUGAUAAUAACGGUUUAAAGGAAGUUUGUAAGCAAACCUUCAGACGGACUGCGAUGCUCCUGAGGGGAGGUGGACACUGUGGAUCAUGUCUCUGUCCUGAUUCUGGACUCUGGCGUCUUUUUUUUUUUUUUUUUUUAUAGUCUAGUGAUCAUCUGUCCGCCAUCGCCAACCGACUGCCAUACUUGAGGAUCUUGAAGCUACUCGUCAGCCUCCUGAGUGAACGAAUGUACUCAUUCUUCUGUUUGUUUAUACUCAUUCUACUGUGCAGUAAUAAGGAAAAGCACAACGACUUUUCUCUCUCUCUCUCUCUAUCUCUCUCUUCUUUUAUUUUUUUUGCAUUUUUGAAAAGGAGCUGUUCUGUAUCAUUUGUGAAUAGUGUAAAUAGUCAUCCUGAAGGUAUAGUGUAUCAGUUUGGUUUGGGUGAUGGGGGAGGGGAGAGGUAGGGAUGGUGGUGGGGUGGGAUCAUUCAUGCUCUUCUGAGGCAGGACUGUGUUUGAAAUGUGAGGUUUAUUUUCUUUUCUUUUUUUUUUUCUUUUCUCGGUGACGAUGCUGUGAAUAAGAUGUAUGUACAGUAUUUACGUGACUUUGGCUGACUGCUGAGCUCAGCAGAUUCCUGUUAUUAGAGUAGAGUCGCAGGCCCAGAUCUCAGCCAGAACUGAGCCUUCUCAUUUGACUGAUGCCUGCUGAGUUUUUUUUUUUCUUUUCUUUUUUUAGUUUUCUUUUUUUUUUCUUCCCUGCAGUAGCUAAGACACUGCUGUUAUAAUAUCCAUCAAUCUUUGGAGUACUGCUAUUAAAUGGCAUUAUAUAAUUGACUGCUAAUGUUGUCGCGUGUGGUUCUCAAUGCACGCACACAAACACACACAUUUACAACUCCGCGGCUUCGCUGCACUCUGCGUAAUCGUUAUUGCAGUUUAUUUUCCGCAAAUGAGACGUAU